Messenger RNA from Asparagus officinalis (garden asparagus), 741 nucleotides. RefSeq lists its product as uncharacterized. Lineage: Eukaryota; Viridiplantae; Streptophyta; Magnoliopsida; Asparagales; Asparagaceae. The record is from RefSeq and is a predicted model, not a curated record. The transcript has 2 exons. Bases 82 to 393 code for a protein of 103 amino acids.
UCUGGUAUAAGCAUCAGAUCGUCCACAACAUCCUCCACACCAUCUACAUCGACGAGAGCAGCCACAAGCAGUUUCCAGGCUAUGCCAUUUGUCGCACGUAUCUCUGCGUAUCUGAUUGACAAAAUUGACCCGGAGCUGCAUAUUCAAGUGACUAAUGAGAUGACUAGAGUUGCGCUGACGGCGAACUCUAUGGACGAUCUCAUGGGGUAUGUUAUACAAUAUUUAGACGGUGCUAUUCCUUGUAGCGCGUAUGGUGGUGUCAUACGGAUCAUUAGCUCGAUUGGCGAUAAUUCCGGCGCUAGACAGAGUAGUGCUCAGAGUGGAGAUAUUGGAGGGAGCAGCACCCGUUCUCGUAAUCGGGAUAGAGAUACCCCCGCCGACGACGAUGGAUGAGGUUUUUUUAUUUUUAAUGCAAUAAACAGUUUUAUUUGUUAUAACACUACAUUUAUUCAUGUCGUGUAUCAUAUCUUAGUCACUGGCAUUGUUGGUAUAUAUGUUGUUGGAUGUGUUUUAGACGGAACUGAUUGAUGUAUAUUUUGAAGUGGAUGGUUGGAUUUGUACAAUGUGUUGGAUUUGGUUAUAUAGAUGUUUUUGAAUGGAAUUGUUAUGAAUUUUGAUUAUGAUUGGAUGGUUGAAUGUGGCGUGUACAGUAUUUUCUGGAUUUAUUAAUGUAAUUGUACAGGGAAAUACAAAUUUUUAUUACUUUUUUUUCCUGAAAAAAGGCAAUCUAGACGGAAUUCC